GUUUGAGUUGCCUUUAAUCAAAUCCAGAAAUAAUUCUGCAAGGCUGCAAGUGAUGUCUACCCCUGAUGGAGAAAGUGUCCAUUCAUUUCUCAUUGGUGCACGAUAUAACAGGAGCAACUGCAUUGAUUCCAAGGCGUUAACUAAAUAUGGGGUGUUCCUUUCUCGCAGCUACCCUUUAAGUUUUCUAACACAGAACAGUAGUGGUAUUUCUAAACAGGAUGAAGAAAUCUCAGGACCAUCAGGAAUCCAGCAACGUAGGCCUCCUUCAGGUGAAUCUUGUGAUGUACAGCUGGCCACACAGUCUCUCGUCCAACCUACAAUUUCUGUGACUCCCAGAAAGGAAGGCAUUAUACUUUUUGCUCCUCCAACAAUCAAGUGGAAAGAAAGGAGCAAACUUGUCAGGAAAGAUCAGACUAGAAGAAGUGCACCAGAAUCGUAUAGGCAGAUACAUUCACAUGAGAUUAAAGAGGAUAUGGCAAGCCUAACUAUUUCAGCAGGCAUGCAAAGGAAUUGCUUUCAUAGAAGCCUUCAAGUGAACACCACUGAUGAAACUGAAAUUCACAAGAAGAAACGGACCAUGAAGGAUGACAACAUUAAAUCUAGCGUCUUGUUUAUUACUGUCCCAUGUAUUCCAAUUAUGAAGGAAAAACCAUAGGAAAUGGUGAAGUAUUAGUCAAAGCAAGAACAUUGCCAGAUUCCUUUUUAAUUACUGUCACUUCUUUGUAACAUGGAAAAUAAACACGCUGUACUCUAGUCUUUCUUUUGGAAAAUAGAAUCAGGACAUAGACUGAGCACAGUUUCAGAGUGUGUGGUGUUAAAGGGAGAAGGAAAUCCCCAAUCUUUUAAAUACUAGUUUACAAAGUGUAUGUUAGGCAAAAUUAGGGUAUGUUACAAAAAGUCAGUAUGAUACAUCUCCUUUAGCAUUAUGGAAUUACAGUAAUAGCACAAAUGCUAAGUAGCAAAGGUGCUAUACUGUGACAUAAGGACAUCUUUUUAUUAUAUGCUAUAGUGCUGUUUAUAGAUUGGCUAACCAAAAGAAGAUUAAUCAAUAUCCUGCAUUGGUUGUAUCUUUCAAGACACAAAUACUUAAAGGAAGUUUUAGGUAUUUAGGAAGAAAUGUAAAUCACAGGCUGAAGACAAAGUAAACAUUAUAUGGUUCAUUCACAGAAAUGGAGCUAUGGUACAGACUGUUACAAUCACAUAUUCUAUUCUUAUGUUAUAAUGCAGGCUAUAGGUUAGCCUGAAUAUAUAAUAUGCUCUGACAUGCAAAAAGAUGCCAAACUUCUAGAAAAGUAGUCUUUUAUUAAUUGCAAAUAAAAUUCUGAAAAAAUUAA
This is a messenger RNA of Protopterus annectens (West African lungfish), 1334 nucleotides long. RefSeq lists its product as uncharacterized. The transcript has 6 exons. The coding region runs from base 53 to 655 and encodes 200 amino acids. The record is from RefSeq and is a predicted model, not a curated record. NCBI's taxonomy places the organism in Eukaryota, Metazoa, Chordata, Ceratodontiformes, Protopteridae.